Molecule: messenger RNA, 897 nt
Organism: Exserohilum turcica Et28A
Lineage: Eukaryota; Fungi; Ascomycota; Dothideomycetes; Pleosporales; Pleosporaceae
Exons: 1
Coding region: 16-699 (227 amino acids)
Biological process (GO): iron-sulfur cluster assembly
Cellular component (GO): mitochondrion
Molecular function (GO): 4 iron, 4 sulfur cluster binding; iron ion binding; 2 iron, 2 sulfur cluster binding
Source: RefSeq, a predicted model, not a curated record
UUCGAUAUCGCGACAAUGGCAUCGGCAUCCACCAUGUGCGCUUCGUGCUGGCGUGCGAUGAGGAGAGCUGCCAUAGAGAAAGCGGCUGCACCCUCCAGAGUCGCAUCGCAGUCUGUGAGGACGCAUAGCAGGGUCGCCUGGCGCGCCACCUCGCAGUCGCUAUACUUUGACUUCCUUGCGCCGUCUACCUUACCGCGGAAACCCUUGGGGCAUAUACCAGCACAAAUGUCAGCAUUUGCUCAAGGACCAAGCAUACCACGAAGAGCCCUUGCCACGUCCUCCGAUCCCUCAACCGCAAAACCCGCAAACGUGAUCCAGAACCCACGAACCGACGACUCGGGCAACCCAAUGCUGAUUUCGAUAGCACCACGUGCAUCAAAUCGCCUAUACAAAAUUUCCACAGGCGACAACAACCCGAACCUUGCGCUGCGCGUGACUAUUGAGAGCGGCGGAUGCCAUGGCUUCCAAUACCUCAUGGACCUGACCGACCUAUCAAAGAACCCACCUACCGAGGAAGAUACCGUAUUUGAAGGAGAGAAAGGCGAGAAGGUUGUUAUCGACGAGCCGAGUUUGGAGCUGCUGAAUGGGAGCACAGUUGAUUAUACAAUGGAGCUGAUAGGGAGUCAGUUCAAGAUUACGGGCAUACCGGGGGCAACAAGCAGUUGUGGUUGUGGGACGAGUUUUGAUAUCAAGAUGUGAGCAGGUCAAGGAUCCAUGAUCCUUUAGCUAUUAUCUGCAUCAUCUCACUACAAUCACCACAUCACGUGUAGCAUGACUGCAUAGCUUCUCGUCUGUAGGGGUAUCCUUAUGCGCGAGAGCACUUCAUCUGGGUUGGAGUGCGGAUAGAAUGUGACGCUCACGUCCUAUCUUGGUCAUGUUGAUAACACAGAAAGCAGC